AAUGUUUACGAAACAGUGAACGCGUCGAGCUUGGAGUAUCGUAGCUUCACAACUAUUCGACCCUUCUCCUCAUCCCCCCGACGAUGCAGCCACCCUUUCUUCCAUCGGUGAUCAUCGCCCUGAUGAUCCUUGCUGAGGGUCCUUCGGGAAGAACUGAACGUAUCUCCUAUAAGACGGUAAAGUCCUGGGCUCAUAAGCUGGGAUUCGAGCUGUCACAGCUUGGCAAGUACGUGACGCAAGCCCAGAAGCUUGAAGCGAGCUACGCACAAGCAGAAGUGAAGCCUAGGGAUGGAACUGCUCUGGUCCAGGAGAUAGCGAAGGACAUUGGCUUCUUGAUGGAAUCGAAAAUAUCUGCAGUCAAGCGAAUCAUGGACGUGGCUGAGAGUUUGGCGGAGAACGCGAGCAAUAAUGUGAAAACUCCGGUCAAGUACCACAACGCGAAGGACAAUAACUUGACGAUGACUCAUAGCGCGCAUUUUGGACGCGAAGUAAAUCUCAACUAUUCCAAUUUUCACAUACCAACGAACGUCUAUAACCAGUCGUACAACGUCGUAACGGCGAUCACGUGGGCCCAGAAGUUGAAUACAACAUUCAUGAACAACUAUGACCUCGAUCCUUCCUUGUCCUGGCAAUAUUUCGGAAGCUCGACGGGGUUCAUGAUGCAAUAUCCUGCUAUAGAGUGGGAAAUGGAUCAGGUGGACCUCUUUGACUGCCGCACUCGCAACUGGUACAUCGAGGCUGCGACAAGUCCCAAGGACAUUCUUAUCCUGGUAGACAACUCCGGCAGCAUGACCGGGAUCCGUAAGGAGAUUGCGAGGCACGUUGUAAACAGCAUCCUCGACACCCUGGGGAACAACGACUUCGUCAAUGUAAUAACAUUCUCCAACGAAACCCACGAGGCAGUAGAAUGCUUCAACAACACCUUAGUCCAGGCGAAUUUAGCCAAUAUACGAGAGCUCAAGACCGCGAUGGAGUGCGUGGACACCGAUAAGAUAGCCAACUUCACCAUCGUCCUGACGCAGGCCUUCGAGUUAUUGCAGAACUUCCGAGAGCAACGUCGAGGCACAAUGUGCAACCAGGCCAUAAUGCUUGUCACCGAUGGCGUCCCCAUGAAUUACAAAGAUAUAUUCGCAAAGUACAACUGGCGUGCCAACUCUGACAACCCUGACAUGGGUGACAUGCCGGUACGGGUCUUCACUUACUUGAUUGGCCGCGAGGUGCCCGACGUCAGGGAUGUCAGGUGGAUGGCCUGCGCCAACCGGGGUUACUACGUUCAUCUCUCGACCAUGGCUGAGGUGUCUGAAAAGGUUUUGAACUACAUACCGGUUAUGGCGAGGCCUCUGGUCCUAGGACUGAAGGACCAUCCAGUGAUCUGGACCCCAGUUUAUGCCGACGAAACUGACCCCAUCAUGACGGACUGGUUGUGGGAGCUACAGGAGCGAAAAUACCAACGGGAACUUGUCGAAACGCAUCGCGUCAAAGACCUCGAAGCUCGACAACGCUUAAUGAAUUUGAGGGAAGAACGAGAGAGAAGAUUUCUCCAGAAGCACAAGAGGAAAUACGACCAGGACGAUAACAUACAUAAAUAUAGACUUAUGACCUCUGUCAGUGUUCCAGUCUUCAAUCGGCGACCAAAUGCGAACAUCACAGAGCAGGUCCUGGUGAACGGGGCAUACUGGGUGACUAAGACUCGAGAGACCCGGAUCGCUGAGCUUUUAGGAGUAGCUGGAAUCGACGUACCGAUAAAGGAGAUUGAGAAAUUGAUGCUGCCGCAUAUGCUCGGCGUCAACGGCUAUGCUUUUAUCGUUACCAACAAUGGCUACAUCCUGAUACAUCCAGACCUUCGACCCUUCUUCCGACAAAUCCUCAAGCCAGCAUAUAACAGCGUUGAUAUGGUCGAGGUCGAGCUGAUGGACGACGGAACCGAAUCCCGAAAUUUCAGCAUACCCCUGCGUCAGUUUCGUGAUGCGGUGAUAAACCAGUCCAAUGGGACGACAACGCUGUACACGAAAUACCACUAUGACGACAUGCAACGGGUGGGCAGGAUGAAGAGAGACUAUUUCUACCAGGGCAUCAAUAACACACCAUUUACAGUGGUGGUGUCCCUCCCGGUGCAUGGUCAUGGUGGGAGCUACCGGGUCCAUGCAAUCGAGGAGAUUCACCGAUAUCAGCACCAACGAGACAAAGAUGCAACCAGUUACUUCUCCGGUAGCAAUUGGCGGGUGCAUCCCAAUUGGACGUACUGUGGGUACCAUUACGAUGGUGACCACACAUUCCAAACGCCUGAGGAAGAGCUGCUCCACUUCCUAAAGCGGACCCGCGUACCGGGGUGGAAGUGGAUGGACAUGAAUAGAGUUGGAUCCCAUCCCCCGGAGCAUUCGCAUUCAGGAUCAUCGCGUGUAAACACGAGCAAGGUGGAAAGGACCUCGUACUACUGUGACAGAAAUCUCCUCCUGAGUCUGGUGUUCGAUGCUAUGGUAACUGACUGGUUUGCCAACACGAACACCACUCGCGGGGAAAAGGGACCCUUAGCUAUGCUGAUGAACCUUCUGUCCAGGAAAGAGUUUCAACAGCGAUUCGGCUUCACCCUGGCUUUCAUGGCGACCCACAGUGGCCUUACACGGUGGCUGGACUUCCCCAUUGAGAACGACACUCAGCCCGAACACCACUUCGGGAAACUCCAUCCUCGGGCGAUUGAAGAAGUCUGGUACAAACGCGCCGUCGAGCAGUACUACGUCCAACCGGACAGCUUCGUCUUCUCGGUCCCCAUUGACGACGCCGGAGCGGAUAACGAGACCCUCGUCACCGCGAGUCACGCCAUAUUUAUUGGUGUAGGAAAGGUGAAGGCCCCGGCAGCGGUCGUUGGCUUCCAAUUUAAACAUUCGAAGCUUCAGAGUCUCUUUCGAAACAUCACCUACAGCUGCGAGGGGUUGGGUAAUUGUCAGAGGAGCUGCGAGGACGAGGGUCUGCAGUGCUACCUGGUGGACAAUAACGGGUACGUCGUUGCUGGUGAAAACGCGUCGGAGGCUGGUAAGUUCUUUGGGGAAAUCAACAAACACGUCAUGCAGAGUCUCGUCGACAACGGCAUCUACGACGAGAUCGCUAUAUACGACUAUCAAGCGGUCUGCUUUCGAGAUGAGAAGUCACUUUGUAACCAUGGAAACAUCUUGCUGACCCCCUGGAAGGCCCUCGAGCGAGCUGCAAAAUGGGUGCUUGGUAGUCUGGCCUGGAUGUGGGUGAAGAGCGGUAUUUGGUCCUCCGCGGAUUAUGCGUAUGCUUACCCUUACCCGAGUGACGACGAGGAUGAGCCGGUGGACGAAGAAACAGAGGAUGAGGAUGAAGAGGACGAUGGGAUAGUGGUUGAGGAGGUGAAGGAGAAACUGGACGUGGUGGAGGAGAAAGCGAAUGCAGCAAAGCCACGUGAAACUGACGAUCAGGAUCAAGAUGACGGCGACCUGGGUGUCGAAACGAAGAACGAGAAAGACCAACCUCCACAAAUCAGACGGACAAGGCCCGAAACCUGCGACGAAGAGAUGAAGUUGUACCUACUGCAGAAUGUUUCUGCAGAUAAGUAUGACGUUGAUUGUGUAUCUGUCGACGAUAUUGAUAGGGACUGCGAACGGCCCUACGUCGUCCAGCCAGUCGACUCGAGCAACAUGAUUCUCCUCGUGGUGAACGCGAUAUGCCUAAAAUCGGACACUGAAAAGCUGACUGUUUUUCCUAGUGAGAUCAAGUACAAUGACAGCUUGGCAUGCUACAAAGCGGCCAACAGCCUCCCGAGGCGGAGGCCUGCCUCUUGCAUCCGCAACCACACGAGAGAACGAGAGAUCAAGGAUCUCUGCGGUGGUGCUUCACGCGGUAUCAGCAUUACGCUGCUUUCAAUGCUCUUGCCAAUUUUACUCACUGUGCCAUCCUCGAUAUUCGCUUUUUUUUAAACAUCGAAUUAACUGUAUCACAAUCAGUGAAACGUGAUUGAAAUAGCAGCCGUUACAACUGAUUUAAAAUCGUUCUUUGAAAUCCGGGAGAUUAUUCGAGCUUUAGCUAAAAAAUAUGAGCCAAAAUCUAUAGUGAGUUACGUUGUUGAGAUAUUUAUUGGUAGAUAUAAACAGCUUUGGUCAUUUCAGUUGCCAAGUGCUGUAUGACUUCGGGAUUAUGUUAUUUGGGAAAAAACUACGUAACAGUGUAAUCGUAAAUAAAUCGAAACGCAUGACUGAAAUCUGUACUUAGCGAAUUUCUCGUCCGACAUACUUUCUGUUUUAGUAUAGUUACAUCAUUCCAAGGUGGGGAAUUUUCAAUUUUUCACUCAAAGAAGCGUUUAUAUAAUAUUAUAACAAAGUAUGAAUAAAAAUUCUUUACGUUGCGCUCCUCGAUGAGUAUAUCUAUAUUCUUUACGUAUGACGGUAAAAGUUUCGCUAAGUUUUUACCAAAUUCACGAAAGCUAACGUAUAAGCGCUUGUACAGUUGUAGGUGCUGUAUGCGUAUUGAUAAAAGUUAUAAUA
Messenger RNA from Diprion similis, 4499 nucleotides. It is a transcript of the gene stj, whose product is annotated as voltage-dependent calcium channel subunit alpha-2/delta-3. Gene Ontology annotation, cellular component: voltage-gated calcium channel complex. Bases 84 to 3935 code for a protein of 1283 amino acids. The record is from RefSeq and is a predicted model, not a curated record. Gene Ontology annotation, molecular function: voltage-gated calcium channel activity. The transcript has 18 exons. NCBI's taxonomy places the organism in Eukaryota, Metazoa, Arthropoda, Insecta, Hymenoptera, Diprionidae.